AUGCCUAAAAUAUUAUCAACCCUGCUAGUUAUCCUUGUCCCGCUGCUAAUAUUCGCAGCAAUUUAUUUCUACCCACUUCUUGAAAUUACCUCGCCGGAGGACGAAAAUCCGGCGCUCGACGAUCCAAACUUAAGAACGCAAUUCACCCGAGAAGAUGCAGAAACUUUCGACGAUAUUUCCAUAGCUGAAGUACCUAAGUUGCCUACCAAGGACGUUCCAAAGCCUGUACGAAUUUCUAAGCCAAGAGAUUCGAGGACGAGGAUCCUAUUUAAUGCCUUCACGUUGAAACUCGAGUUGCCGCAGAAGGACAAGACGCUUGCGUCAGCGUACGUCACAAAUCCAACAGAAAAGUUUAAUAAUAAUUUCGUGACCGAAGGAGUUCCUAAGAUAGGAGCCAUUGCGACGUACGGCAUCAAUCUGCUGUCUGGUUACUUCAAAGAAGGAACUGCCGAUUACCUGAUAGUCGUGGAAGAUCUGAUCAAGCGCGUAAACGUCGCACUAGAGGACAAAACGCUUAUCGCCAAGCAGCACUGGUACGACGUCGCAGUUAUGCUGACGCGUUUGUUAGCAACCUACAAAAUCCUAGGAACCAACGACAAGGUCAAGAACAUUUGCCACGAGCGCAUCUGCAAGAUAACGACAAAGUUUAACUUUUCCCUCGGCGUAACGCGAAGAGGGGUGGAGCUUGUGUGGGUCGCGGUUCCUUGGAUCGUUACGAACCACCUCUCCAACAACCUAAGUGGCCUCCAGGUGACUCCGCACGAGUUCCAGGACCUGCAAAAAUUUAUAAACGGCGUCGACAGGGUUCCUCGCGGAGAAAUUAGCGACGGACUUCAUCAAGAAUGCUCGUUUAUUUACAAGCAAGUCACGACGUACUGGCCGCUGGUGGAGACUGGCGAGUUCUACUUCGGAGUUUGCCGGGCCCGGGAGUACGACGUAGGCCUGGAAGACGUCAUCAAGGGAAUAUUUAACGACGUCUUGCACCCAAAUAUGAACUUUGUGCCCUUGGGGCUGUUCGGACGCGCGCCCAAGGUCACUUGCGACGAUCUCGCCCGAGAGUGGCCCAAUUACACUCGAAAGGCGGAGUUUAAGGUUCGGAUCUGGCCAAUCAGUGGGCUGGGCGUGUUCAAGUCUGAAAAGUUUGCGUUCUGGCUCCGCGUUCAACGGAACCAUAUCGUCGCGUACGAAAGUGAUUAUGAGAACUUUGAGUACGCCGCGGGAUGGAUCCAGAUGCGGAAGCUGUACCAGGUGGCGCAAAAGGAUAAAUACAAGACGACUCUGACCCGAAAGGAGCUCAGGGACCAGCCCGGCGUAAUUUCUUAUGCAGACGAAAAAGACGCCGAUUUUGAAAGGUUUAAGCCGGUUGAGGGAAAAUUUGUUAAGGCACACGAUGCGACGGUUCUUAAGUCACACAUCGGGCACUUUAUCGACAAACGCGUGCUCUACUGGUGGAACAAGUACCAGUUUGAGUUCUACGGAAGCAAUACGGUGAUAGACGAAUGCGGCGUCUGCACGGAUAACGGGUUGGUUGUAAGUUUGGAGGUUACUAAUAAGUCUGGAAGAACUUUAAGGGUCAGGACGAAGGACGAAAAUUGCGGAGAUAUGAUAUUUAAGUGCAAGGUUAACGGUGUGGAAAACUUAGACGGUAUUGUUAAUGUUGAUGAUAAUAAAGUGGCGGUUAUCGACUGGCGGCAAGAAUUUGAAGAUCAAGGUAAAAAUAGUAAAGUUACUGUGAAUGGGGACCUUAAUUCUAAUAUGACUUUCUACAUUGGUAAUGAUAUUUAUUCAAUGUUUGUAGACGGUGAUAAUCAUUUUAUAACUACCGGUUUAUUAGGUGAGACCAUACUAUAUUAUUCAUCUACGAUGAAAAAUGUAAGCUCUUCGCUUCAACCCAUUGAUGUAAAUUACAAUUUCGUACUAGAUACUGAAACAUAUUUGUACAAACGGACAAAUUGA
Cotesia congregata is the source of this 1956-nucleotide messenger RNA. The record is from the annotation of a GenBank genome assembly. Lineage: Eukaryota; Metazoa; Arthropoda; Insecta; Hymenoptera; Braconidae.